UUUACGGGACAAAAUCAGUUAUUUUAUGAAAUAUAAUAUAUACGCAAUGAAGCCAGCAUUUAAUGGUUACUUUGAUACAUGCAAACUACCAAUUUGCCAACUUUGUUCAUAGGGAGUUGAACCGUAACAGGAUAUAGCAUGGUUAUUUAUAUCAUAUAAAUUGUUAAAUUUCAUUAUUAGAUAUAUCAUUCUAAAAAAAUAGAAUAGAAUAAAAUAACGGUGUUGGCCUCUAAGUAUUUAGACAUGUAUGCCGGUGAAAUCCAAUGUUGGAGCCACCGCAGAUGUGCUUAUAUCUCAGACACUAUUUUUGGCGCCACUAAACUAACGGUUGAGACUUGUUGAAACUCAAGGCAUUCAUCCAUCCAUCACUCAACAUUAAUCUUUCUUUUUCACAUUUUUGAAAAAUUGAAGAACCCCUUUGUUUCCAAAGGGAUUAACAACAUCAACAUCAACGUUUUCUUAUCCAAUUUCCCUCCUCUUCUUUUUCUUAUCCUUCCUCCAACCUCCCCAUCCUAGUUUCCCGGCAUAUACUCGGGUUUUCGCCAGAAAACCCGACCGCAGAGGAGAGGACACAUGACAGCCCUGAUGGAAACAGAUGGUUUCAAUGAAGAAAAUGGAGAUCAUAAUAGCAUCAACGAUACCCUUGUUGGUGUUCCAUUAGUCUUCAUUGACAAUAAUAACAAGAAAAUCCUCAUGGAAAAAGAGCUUCCCAAUGAGAAACGAGCACCCCUUCAAGAGGACCAAGAUUCUUCAAGCACAGAACAAGAACUAGAUCAAGAUCUUGGUGGCAAUGAUGAAGAUAUGAUACAUGACCCUGUUGAGAUGAAAGUCAAGAUAAAAAAAUCACUGCUCGAAUUCCGGGGCAAAGUGGAGGACGCCAUCCUUAGAAACUACCUCUUAGGGGAGGGCUCUAAGAAGCUCACACCAGAAGAGCUUAAGGACAUAUCCUUAUGGGGUAUCCCUUUGCUUCCAAGCAAGGGUCAUGAAGGCACUGACAUCAUUCUCUUGAAGUUCUUGAAGGCUAAGGACUACAAGGUCUCUGAAGCAUUGGACAUGCUCCAGAAGACCUUGAAUUGGCGAAUUGAGAAUCGCGUCGACCGCAUUCUUGACGAGGAGGAUCUCGGCUCGGAGUUCGAGCAUGCCAGCUUCUUGAAUAGUAGGGACAAAGAAGGGCGCCCUGUUUGUUACCAUCUCUAUGGUAUUUUCAAUGACAAGAGCCUUUAUAAGAAGACUUUCGGGACACAGCAGAAACGUGAGAGGUUCUUGAGGUGGAGGAUUCAACUUAUGGAGAGGGCUGUGAGGAAGCUAUGCUUCAAAGAAGGAGGUGUUGAUUCAGUGAUUCAGGUCUAUGAUCUUAAACGUGCAUCUCCACAACGGAUGAAGGAGCUUGAAUCAAUAAGCAAGCAAGCUCUACUCUUGAUUCAGAACUACUAUCCUGAACUUGUCUGGAAAAAUAUAGUACUACAUGCUCCAUUUUGGACGUACACCUCUCAGGUGCUAUUCUCAAGGUUCAUGAGUCAGAGGAGUAAAAAGAAAUUCAUCCUAGUUAGGCCACAAAGGAUCACAAAGACACUUCUCAAAUUUGUUGACCCAGAACAGCUUCCAGUAGAAUAUGGAGGUCUUAGGAGGGAAAAGGACCCAGAUUUCUCACCUGAAGAUAAGGCUGAAGAGCUCCACAUAAGAGGAAAUACAGUUUCUACGGUUGAAUUUCCAGUCAGUGAGUCUGGAGUGACAGUAACUUGGGAUGUAACUGUGCUUGGAUGGGAUGUGUCUUACAAAGAAGAGUUUGUCCCAGAUGAUGAAGGGUCAUACACUAUAUUGCUUCAAAAUCAAAAUAGGCUUGGUGAGAGUAUUAGAAACUCCUUUUACAUCAAUGAACCUGGGAAGAUAGUCCUAACUAUUGAAAAUGGCAACUACAGGAAGAGGAGAAUGUUCUAUAGAUCUAAGACUAGAAUCACAGUUCCCAUGUUCAUCUUGCUAUCUAAUAGUAGUUAAACCAUUGAGGGGGUUCUUCCAUUUUGAUUUGGUGGAUGAAAAUUGUAUAUUUCCUUUUCAACUUUUUGAGAGAAACCAAGCAACCAUAUAAACAAAAAAUUGAUGAUAUGGCAGAAUAGAACAAAUUUACUAUCACAGGCUAACAUGUAUCUUCCCAAAUCCCAAGUCACUUUUGCAGAAAAUAACAUUA
This is a messenger RNA of Arachis stenosperma, 2185 nucleotides long. RefSeq names its product patellin-4-like. Gene Ontology annotation, molecular function: lipid binding. The coding region runs from base 574 to 1995 and encodes 473 amino acids. NCBI's taxonomy places the organism in Eukaryota, Viridiplantae, Streptophyta, Magnoliopsida, Fabales, Fabaceae. The transcript has 4 exons. The record is from RefSeq and is a predicted model, not a curated record.